Messenger RNA from Micromonas commoda, 4585 nucleotides. RefSeq lists its product with no specific name. The transcript is spliced from 2 exons. The record is from RefSeq and is a predicted model, not a curated record. Gene Ontology annotation, molecular function: microfilament motor activity; ATP binding; actin filament binding. Gene Ontology annotation, cellular component: actin cytoskeleton; myosin complex; vesicle. Gene Ontology annotation, biological process: vesicle transport along actin filament; actin filament organization. NCBI's taxonomy places the organism in Eukaryota, Viridiplantae, Chlorophyta, Mamiellophyceae, Mamiellales, Mamiellaceae. Bases 1 to 4518 code for a protein of 1505 amino acids.
AUGGUGAAGCUCAACUACCUCCACGAACCUGGCGUGCUAAACAACCUGCAGUCGCGCUACGGACUCGACGAGAUCUACACCUACACCGGUUCCAUCCUCAUCGCGGUGAACCCAUUCCAGCGUCUACCCCACCUGUACGACCACCACAUGAUGGACCAGUACCAGGGUAUGCAGCUCGGCGAGUUGAGCCCCCACGUGUUUGCAAUUGCUGAGGCGGCGUUUCGCACAAUGGUGAAGGAGUCGCACUCGCAGUCCAUCCUCGUGUCUGGCGAGUCCGGCGCGGGCAAGACGGAGACGACCAAGCAGAUCAUGCACUACCUCGCUCACAUGGGCGGCAGCUCCGACGGCGUCGAACACCACCCGGACCAGGCGGCGCUGGAGAGCGCCAGGCCCGUGGAGCAGCAGGUGCUGGAGUCCAACCCGCUGCUGGAGGCUUUCGGCAACGCAAAGACGGUGCGCAACGACAACUCGUCGAGAUUCGGCAAGUUCGUGGAGAUUCAGUUCGAUAAGAAGAACAGGAUCAGCGGCGCGGCAAUCAGGACCUACCUCCUCGAGCGCAGCCGCAUUGUGAACAUCAACGACCCGGAGAGAAACUUCCACAUCUUCUACCAGCUCUGCGACGGAGCCUCCCCGGAUGAGCGCAAGGAGCUUCGGUUGAAGACGCCCGCGGACUACCGUUACACCAACCAAUCCUCCUGCUACACGCUUAAAGGUGUGGACAACGCGGAAGAGUACGCGGCGACGAGGCACGCCAUGGACGUCGUGGGCAUCUCCAAGCACGACCAGGAAAGCGUGAUGCGGGUGGUGGCGGGUAUCCUCCACCUCGGCAACGUCGCGUUCAAGGGAUCAGAAGACGCCGACGACGGCUGCGAGCUCGCGGAUGAUGCGUCGAAGGCUGCGCUAAACGACGCCGCGGCAGUGAUGAUGAUUGACGCGGAGCGACUCGCCAAGGCGCUUAAGACGCGCACCAUCGUGACGAGGGACGGGAGCAUUGAGAAGCCUCUCGACGCCGCUGCUGCCGCAAACAGCAGGGACUCGCUUGCCAAGACGCUCUACUCCCGACUGUUCGACUGGCUCGUCGCCAAGAUCAACGAGAGUAUCGGUCAGGACGCUGAGAGUCAGACAUUCAUCGGAGUCCUCGACAUCUACGGAUUCGAGUCGUUCAAGACGAAUUCCUUUGAGCAGUUUUGCAUCAACCUCGCCAACGAGAAGCUCCAGCAGCACUUCAACCAGCACGUGUUCAAACAGGAGCAGGAGGAGUACGAGCGCGAGGCCAUCGACUGGUCCUACAUCGAGUUCGUCGACAACCAAGACGUGCUGGACCUGAUCGAGAAGAAGAACACCGGCAUCAUCUCCCUGCUCGACGAGGCGUGCAUGUUCCCGGCCACCACACACGAGCAAUUCGCACAGAAGCUCUUCCAGGCGCUAGACGGCAAGCACCCCAGGUUCGCCAAACCCAAGCGCUCGCAGACGGCGUUCACCCUGACCCACUACGCGGGCGAGGUGACGUAUGAGAGCGACUUUUUCCUGGACAAAAACAAGGACUUCGUCGUCGCCGAGCACCAGCAGCUUCUCGCCGCGUCCACGCUUGAGCUCCUCGCCGCCGUGUUCGAGGCCAAGCCCGAGCCCGACGAUUCCAACAAGAAGGGCGGCAGGUCCGCCAUGAAGUUCACCUCAAUCGCCGCAUCGUUUAAGGGCCAGCUCGCAUCGCUCAUGACCAAGCUCAACGAGACUGCGCCGCACUACAUUCGUUGCAUCAAGCCCAACGGCCUGAACGUGCCGAGUAACUUUGAGGGCGCCAACGUGCUCCACCAGCUGCGGUGUGGUGGCGUGCUCGAGGCUGUGCGAAUCAGCUGCGCCGGCUACCCGAGCCGCAAGCCGAUUGACGAGUUCCUAGACAGGUUCGGUCUGCUCGCGGCGGACAAAGACGCGCUGUUCAAGCCUGGCGAGGAGGGCAAGGUCAUCAAGCAGAUCCUCGACGGCGCCGGCUUGGAGACUUGGCAAAUGGGCAAGACGAAGGUUUUCCUUCGAGCGGGUCAGAUGGCGGUGCUCGACGUGCUGAGGCACAAGAAGCUCGACGCGGCGGCGACCAACAUCCAAAAGUUUGUCCGACGCGCGCAGCACGUCAAGCAAUACAAGGCCACCAAGGCUGCGGCUCUGAUGGUCAGCAGGUGGACCAGGGGCAUGCUCGCGAGGAGGCUGGCCAAGGCUAUGCGCCUCGAGCGCGCCGCAAUCAGGUGCCAGGCGAGGGCGAGGUGCGCGAUGGCGACGCGUCAGUUCCACAAGGUAAAGUCCGCGACGAUUCGUAUCCAGGCGGUGGCGAGGGGCAUCGCGGCGAGGGCCAGGUACCUCGCCAUGAGGAAGGAGAGAGCAGCCAUUUUGAUCCAGUCCCACGUGCGCAUGUGUAGAGCCCGGGCGGAGUAUCUCUCCGGCAGAAGAGCCGCGGUGGCUUUCCAGUGCGCGUGGCGCUGCAAGAUGGCAAGGAGGGCCUUCGCCAAGAAGAAACGCGAAGCUCAGGAAGCUGGCGAGCUGCUCAAGGCGAAGAGCGAGCUCGAGAAGAAGCUCGAGCUCGAGCGCACAAGGGCUGAAAUUGAGAGGCGUAAGCAGGUUGAGGCUGAAGCUCAACGCGCCAAGGAGCAGGCUGAGAUGGCGGCCAAGAUGGCCGCCAUGCAGGCUGAGAUGGAGAGGCAGAGGCAGGAGGCGGCGGCCGAGGCUGCCAGGCUGGCGGCCGAGCAGGCUGAGAAGGAGAAGAUCGCCCGCGAGGCGGCCGAGAGGAAGGCUGAAGAGGAACGAAAGGCGGCUGCGGCUGCGGCGCAGGCGAGGGAGCUCGAGGCGCUGCGCGCGAAGGAGGCAGCCAUGCAAGAGGAGGCGGCCCGAAUCCAAGCCGAAGCCAAGACCGCGUUCGAGGCUGAGCAGGCGAAGGUUGCCGAGCUCGAGGGCCAGCUCAUGGAGGCUGCUACCGAGAACAAGGAGCUCGGGGACCAGGUCAAGGAACUCAGCGAGCGCGUCAUGAUGCUCGAGGCGGAGAACACCCGACUCAAGCAGAUGGCCAAGGAGAACGUCGUCGCGAAGGCUGCGUCCAAGCACGUCCUCUCCCCCUCCCGCGGCGCGCUCUCACCCGGCACGCCCGAUUCGUUCGUGUCAACCCCGGGUAAGUUGGGCGACGACGACCUGGAGAGGCGGGAGGCGGCGGAGCUUGACGCCAAGCGCGCGUCGCUCGCCAACGCGCGGGCGCAGGAGUCCCACGAGGUUCUCCUCGCCACCAUCGAAAAGGGCGGGGAGAUUGGGUUCAGCGGCGGACAGCCCAUCCUGGCGUGCGUCACGUUCCGCUCGCUGCUGCACUGGCGGGUGUUUGAGCUCGAGCGCACGGGGCUUUUCGACCGCAUCAUGGGCCAGAUGUCCGUCGCGGUUGAGAACAACACCGAUAACAACGCGCAGCUCACCUACUGGCUGUCCAACACCUUCACGCUCCUGCACCUGCUGCAGCGCACGCUCAAGACGAGCUCGGGCAGCGUCGGCGGGAGGGCCAAGCGCUCCGGAGGCGGUAGCAUCUUCGAGCGCUUCAACUCCAGGCUGCUCGCCAGUCGCACGCCGACGAAGAAGGAGGGCGACUCGGAGACGCCCGGCAUCCCAGGCGUGCGGCAGGUGGACGCCAAGUACCCGGCGUUCCUGUUCAAGCAGCAGCUCACGGCGUUCGUCGAGAAGAUCUACGGGUUCCUGCGGGAUAACAUGAAGAAGGAGAUCACCCCACAACUCGGCUCGUGCAUCCAGGCGCCCAGGCAGAGGGGUGGCGACACCGGCGGCAGGAGGGGCGGCGGCGUCAACAGCCUCAAGUCCCCGAGCGCGACAGGAAGUCAGCUCGGCCAGCAGCUCGGCACGCACUGGCGCACCAUUCUCGACUGCCUCGACACCCUGCUCACGGUCAUGCGCGCUAACCACGUGCCCGUGUUCCUGGUUCGAAAGUUCUUCACCCAGAUUUUCUGCUUCAUCAACGUCCAGCUCUUCAACGCGCUCCUGCUCCGCCGCGAGUGCUGCUCAUUCAGCAACGGCGAGUACAUCAAGACCGGCCUCGCCGAGCUCGAGAACUGGCUUAUCGAGUACAAGGACUGGACGGGUAACGCGUGGGAGGAGCUGCGGUACAUCCGUCAGGCUGUGCAGCUCCUGGUGAUCCACCAGAAACCCAAGAAGACGCUCAACGAGAUCACCCUCGAGCUGUGCCCGGUGCUGUCCAUCCAGCAGCUGUACAGGAUAUCCACCAUGUACUGGGACGACAAGUACGGCACCGAGACGGUGUCCCAGGAGGUACUGGUGGCGAUGAAAGAGCUCAUGAUGAAGGACCAGAACACGAACAUGUCCAACUCCUUCCUCCUGGACGACGACAGCUCCAUCCACUUCACCAUCGACGACAUCUCGGGGACCAUGUCGCAGAUUGACCUCAACGCCAUUCAGGUCCCGGAGACUCUCGCGUCCAACCCGGCGUUCGAGUUCCUCCUCCGCGCCGUCGGCUCGGAGGCAUGACAUUGUAGUACCAUCGAUUGUUUCGGUUUGAAAUGAUUCAUAACAGCCACAGGCUCGGUUCCUAUCA